CCCGCCCCCACCAUGACGGCGGAAACUCAGAAACUGAAAGCCAAGCUCGGCCUUCUGAACACGGGUCUGACUACUCUGGAGGAUACUUUGGCUCCGCUACUAGAACAGACGCUCCCAGAAACUCUGGUUAGCCUCAACUCCAUCGAACAAGCAAAACUGCAGACACUCCUUCCUUACAUUAUCAACGACCUCAUCUUCAUCUAUCUGAAAACGAACGGGAUCGAUCCCAAGACACACCCGGUACUGGAAGAAUUGGCACGCGUCAAACGCUAUUUUGACAAAAUUUCUUCUGCCGAGAAUCCAGAGACACAAAAAACGGGUAUAGACAAGGCCGCCGCUACCCGCUUUAUCAAACACGCUAUUGCACAAAACAACUUCGCUCAAGUAGGAAGUUCAAGCACGACAGUCGAAUCUCAGCCGUCGACAUUUGUCCCCCCGAGGACUACAAGUAAAAUGGUAGAGCGCACAAAGUAUCAGGAGGAGAUGCGAGCGAAAGGAGACGAGAGCUCUUCGGAGGACGAGUUGGAAAUUGUCGAUGGAGCUGAGGCUCCAGUUACGGUCUCGAGCAAGGGCAAAGGGAAGCAGAAAGAGACUGAGGACUCGACGAGCUCAACAGCUACAAAACGAAAGAGACAUGCUAUGGACCCUUUUGCUGCUAGUGGUCUCGAUGAUGGCAGCAAGUCUGAACCAAUUUCAGUGCAAGCAGCAGAUGCAUUGGAGUCAGCCAAAAAGAUGAAGGGCAAGAAAGAGAAGAGGAAGACCAAACGAUCCGACUCCGCGACUACCGAUGCAGCUCACAGUAACUCAGAAUCGACGAAGUCUGCAAAAAAGAAAAAGACAAAAAAGGCGACUUAG
Mycena citricolor is the source of this 855-nucleotide messenger RNA. Lineage: Eukaryota; Fungi; Basidiomycota; Agaricomycetes; Agaricales; Mycenaceae. The record is from the annotation of a GenBank genome assembly.